AUCAAGUUCAAGAUGAGAAAUCUUUUUGUUUUAAUAACAAUUUAUCUACUAUUCCAAAGGAUAAAUGCUACGGAGAUUAGUGAUGACGAUGAUGCUGUUGAAACUAAUUUAACCCCAGACCAAUGCGUUGAAAAUUAUUAUAAUGUGGUUAUACCUUUGUUGAGUAAAAUAGUUAAACUCAAUAUACAAUUGGAUGCCUAUGAAGAAACUUUUGUUCAGUUUGGAAAUGUUUUGGAUGCCGUUGAAAGUCUCAUAAUUGCGAAUUCCAAGUCCGUUGAAGAUUCGUUGGCCACAAAAGGUUGGACGGUAAUUCAAAGGCGAUUGAAUGGAAAUGUGAGCUUUGAUCGGAACUGGAAUGACUACAAACACGGGUUCGGUGAUAGCCAAGGUGAUUUUUUUAUUGGCUUAGAAAAAUUGCAUAUGAUGACACAAGCUAGACCUCAUGAGUUAUAUAUAGAAUUAAGAGAUGUUAAGGGCAUAACAAGAUAUGCUCGCUAUGAUGACUUCAAUGUCGGUAGCGAGGAGAACAGUUAUAAUCUAACUUCCCUUGGUGCAUACGUUGGUACAGCUGGUGAUUCCUUAAGUGAAAAUGUUGGUGCAAAGUUUUCCACUCGUGAUCGGGACAACUCAGAAGGCGAUGAGGAUUGCACCAGCGAUGGAAGUGGUGGAUGGUGGUACACUUACUGUGGCGAUAGUCAAUUAAAUGGAAUUUUCUAUAAGGACGGCGAUGCCCCAGAACGAAAUGGUAUAGGUUGGGAUAGUUGGGAUAAUUUGAACUAUAAUGUAUCCUUAAUUUACACCCACAUGAUGAUACGUCCAACUAUCUAAUCUCAUAUAUUGCUAUUUUAAUUUUUAUGCAAAUCAAAUGCUCUAAUAAUUUGCUAUGAAUCGAUGAACGAAAAUUUAUGCGUAUUCCUGUUUGUAAAUGGUGUUGGGUGUUUUUUUUUUUUUUUUUUUGUAUUUUGUAUUUAAUUUUAUUUCUAUUGAUAAUAAACUUGUAAUAAACUAACUAACUUUAAAUAAGUUUAAGCUUGAAGAA
Molecule: messenger RNA, 1039 nt
Organism: Drosophila willistoni
Lineage: Eukaryota; Metazoa; Arthropoda; Insecta; Diptera; Drosophilidae
Product: microfibril-associated glycoprotein 4
Exons: 3
Coding region: 13-828 (271 amino acids)
Source: RefSeq, a predicted model, not a curated record